UGAGCGGUGCGGCGGUACUUCCGUCUGCCUUCUGGUGUCACGCGACACCGCCCCUCCCUCACCCUUCUCUGUCUACCUCUGGGCGGGACUGGCGGGUGAUGAGAUACUCUGGCGGCGAGUGGAAGGGGUGAGGGCUACACCUACCGUAAUCACGUCCAAGAUCGCGGUCAUGGCCGAGAAUCCCGCUCAGAAUAAAGCCAAGCUCAUCAGUGAGACCCGGCGGAGGUUCGAAGCUGAGUUUGUGUCAGAUAAGUCAGAAAAAUAUGAUCCACGAGAUGUUGAAAGACUACAGCAAGAUGAUACCUGGGUUGAAAGUUACUUACACUGGAGACAUAAUGUUGUGGACGAUACACUGAAGAUGAUUGAUGAGAGUUUUCAGUGGAGAAAAGAGUUUUCUGUCAAUGACCUUAAUGAAUCCUCCAUUCCCAGAUGGUUAUUAGAAGUUGGUGCUAUUUACCUCCAUGGUUAUGACAAAGAAGGAAACAAAUUGUUCUGGAUCAGGGUGAAGUAUCACAUAAAAGACCAGAAAACGAUAAUGGACAAAAAGAAGCUUACAGCAUUUUGGUUGGAACGUUACGCUAAGAGAGAAAAUGGAAAACCUGUCACAGUGAUAUUUGACCUGUCCGAAAGUGGACUAAAUAGCAUGGACUUGGACUUUGUACGGUUUAUCAUCAACUGCUUUAAGGUUUAUUACCCUAAAUACCUCUCAAAAAUAGUCAUCUUUGAUAUGCCUUGGAUAAUGAAUGCUGCUUUCAAAAUUGUGAAAACCUGGCUUGGCCCAGAAGCAGUGAAUUUGCUGAAGUUUACAAGUAAAAGUGAAGUCCAGGAGUAUGUCAGUGUAGAAUACCUGCCCCCACACAUGGGUGGAACUGAUCCUUUCAAGUAUAGCUACCCACCCCUGGUUGAUGAUGACUUCCAGACGCCGCUGUGUGAGAACGGGCCUGUGGCCAGUGAGGAUGAGUCGUCGAGUAGAGAAGAUGUAGAAAGUGAUGGGAAAGAAACCUUGGAGACAGUUUCUAAUGAGGAACAUAUGGCUCUUCUAAAAAAGGUUAACCCAACUGAAUCGAGUUCCAAAGCAGAAGAAAAUGAAAAAGUUGAUUCAAAGAUGAAAGCUUUCAAGAAACCAUUGAGUGUAUUUAAAGGGCCCUUAUUACAUAUCAGCCCAGCAGAAGAACUGUAUUUUGGAAGUACUGAAUCUGGAGAGAAGAAAACCUUAAUAGUGUUAACAAAUGUAACUAAAAAUGUGGUAGCAUUUAAGGUGAGAACAACUGCUCCAGAAAAGUACAGAGUCAAGCCAAGCAACAGCAGCUGUGACCCGGGUGCAUCAGUCGAUAUAGUUGUUUCUCCCCACGGGGGCUUAACGGUCUCUGCCCAAGACCGGUUUCUGAUCAUGGCUGCAGAAAUGGAACAGUCACCUGGCACAGGGCCAGCAGAAUUGACUCAGUUUUGGAAGGAAGUUCCCAGAAACAAAGUGGUGGAGCAUAGGUUAACAUGCCAUACUGUGGAGACCAGUAAACCAAAUACUCUGACAUUAAAAGACAGUGCUCCUAACGUGUCAGAUAAAACCAGUGAGGAUAUAUACUUACAACUCAAUCAUUUACUAGAGAGCAAUAGGAAGCUUGAAGACCAACUUCAGCGUUGUAUCUGGUUCCAGCAGCUGCUACUUGCCUUAACAACGCUCUUGCUUGCUUCAGUUGUCACCUUCUUUUAUUCGUUGUACAAUUAAAGAAGCGGUGCCUGGACACAAACACAGCUCCUUUCUCAGUUGUUAGGAAAAAAUAACAAACCCAAAAUGUCUCCACCAAGCUACUAAACGUACUGCAUAUUUGUGCUUCCUAAAAGGAAAUAUGCAGCACUUAUAGGGAUGCAACAUAUACCUGUCUUGAAAAAUAAACUGUUUAAAUAAACACUGGAGAAAUUCAUUACUUAUAGCUAGUUAGGAAAGUAAGUAAAGGCAUAUGCAUUGUGUAAUUAAUAGCUUAAAUAUAAUUUAUUUGCCCUUUGAUUUAAGUACUUUUAAAGCUUAAGUUUUGGAAUAGGGUUGUGGCUCAGCAGUAGAGCACUUUCCUAGUGUGCACAAGGCCCUGUCUGGUCCCAAUACCACCAAAAAAAAAGCUUAAUAUUUAUUAUGUAAAUACAUUAGCUGAACUGAAAAGUAAGUAACAUGCUUUGGUGCAGCCAAAAAAUGUAUUCUGCUUUUUGAUGACAGGAUUAUUAUAGCUGAGCCAACUUACUAGCUUUUCUAUACAAUGUAAAUAAAAAAACAUGUAUAUUGAAAAAGAAAACAUACUUAAACAGAGUAAUUUAUGUAAUCUUGACUUUGUAAUUUUGAAACUUACUUCCACACGAUAGUCAAUGUUCUUUUGGAAUGUAAACCUUUCAAUGCCAAACCACCUUAGCCUUUGUUUCUCAGAGUUCUUUAGCAGCCUACUUAUUAAUCCUGGGCUUUUCUAUGAACAUUCUCAUUUGGGUAAAAUUUGCAAAACUAAGUGUGGUUGAAUUUUCCUUGAAUUCUGUUGAGUCUCUCCAAGUAGUCCCAUUUUCCAUUCAUCUCUAUGCAGCUUCAUGUUGUCCACUAUGGCUGGACACUGAACCUCUUGCCAAAUCGAUGAUAAAGGCCUCGUCCUUCCUUGUUCCUUCCAGAUCACAGGAGUCUCUGUGGUCUACAAAUUGCACCAUCUUCACCCGUAUUUCUAAAUGAAAAGUGUUAGAUGACACUUUUCUUUGAAGAGCUACUUUUUUUGAGAUUCUAAGCAAUAUAAUUUAUGGUUCAAACUGUUCCUUGUUAAAAUCAGCCAUAAGUAGGAAGCUUACAAAAGACUGAAUUAUCCCAUAAGGAUGAAAAGGGAAAAAAAAAAAAAGCAUAGAAGCUCAAGUGUCAGGUCUUUUUCUCAGAGAAUGAAAAAUAUUACUCAUAGUGGACUAUAAAACCUUCAGCCCAGGGCUAACUGACUGACUUGAUAUUCUACCUUUAGUAUAGUAAUACCUACCGGUAUGGUUCCUACAUUGCUGAAGAGAUAGACCUGGCAGAAGCAGAGGCUAAUGAAAUUGUAGUUUGAUUUCUCAUUCGUAUGGCCAGUUUCAGUGCUUUUGGUUGUGUAUCUACUUUAUAUGAAA
Heterocephalus glaber (naked mole-rat) is the source of this 3117-nucleotide messenger RNA. It is a transcript of the gene Mospd2, whose product is annotated as motile sperm domain containing 2. Gene Ontology annotation, cellular component: endomembrane system; endoplasmic reticulum-endosome membrane contact site. The record is from RefSeq and is a predicted model, not a curated record. NCBI's taxonomy places the organism in Eukaryota, Metazoa, Chordata, Mammalia, Rodentia, Bathyergidae.